AUGCAAAACAAUCAGUUAACGGUUGCCAUUAUUGGCUGUGGUACCUUAGGGACUGCAAUUGCUGCUGGUAUUCUUAACCCCAAAGACAAAGCUUUCCAAAUCAACCGCCUCAUCUGUACCGUCGGAACGGAACCCUCUCGUAUCCGCCUUGAAGAUGCCCUCUCCGAUCACAAAUCACGACUCACGGUUUUCACUGCGAAUGAAAACAUCCGCGAAGUCCAGGAAGCUGAUGUGGUUCUACUGGCAUUUAAGCCCUUUAAGAGAGACGAUGUAUUCGCAGUUCCCGGUUUCAAGGAGGCUUUGCAGGAUAAAUUCGUCCUUAGUAUCAUGGCCGGCAUUACCACCGCUGAAUUGAGCCGCCUAACUUUUGGAGAAAGCCAUGACUCAAACAAUCAAUCGCUUCAGUCUGUACGUGCGAUGCCCAAUAUGGCGACAAGGAUCCGAGAAGCUGUGACAUUGUACACCUCCAGUCCUGCCACCACCAAGGAGAACCUCGAGCUCGCAUCUUGGGUAUUUAGCCAGGUCGGCGAAGCCCAUCAGAUUCCAGAGAAAUCGUUUGAUAUUUGUGCAGUCUUGGUCAAUUGUGCCGGCUCGCUGCUGCUUCUUGCCAUCGAUGGAUUGCUGGAUGCUGCUGUCGCCGAGGGUGUGAGGCGACCCGAGGUACAGAACUUGGUGGUGAACAGUGCAAUUGGUAUGAUGAAAUUGGUACCUGCAGGAGACCAUCCGGGUGUGCUACGAGAGAAGAUUGCCUCUCCUGGAGGCUGCUCUAUUCGAGCUCUCUUGGAACUGGAAAAGCUAGGUGUUCGUUCAGCGUUCACAAGUGCCAUCCUGGCAGCGGCGGAAAAAUCCAAACAGAUGUCUUCUACACGUUGA
Molecule: messenger RNA, 873 nt
Organism: Penicillium griseofulvum
Lineage: Eukaryota; Fungi; Ascomycota; Eurotiomycetes; Eurotiales; Aspergillaceae
Product: pyrroline-5-carboxylate reductase family protein
Exons: 2
Coding region: 1-873 (290 amino acids)
Biological process (GO): L-proline biosynthetic process
Molecular function (GO): pyrroline-5-carboxylate reductase activity
Source: RefSeq, a predicted model, not a curated record